AUGGCACUCCUGAGGGCCGCGGGUUCCCUCUCUGGGCUCGCACGCUCCGCACAGGGCACCUCCCCCGCCCUCGCCUGCAGCCGUGUGGUGGCGCAGCGUGCUCUGUAUGCCGCCGAGGCCGCCCCCGAGGCCGCCCCCGAGACCGAUGGCUCCGUCACCCAGGUGAUCGGCGCCGUGGUGGACGUCCACUUCGAGGGCAAGCUGCCCCCCAUCCUGUCCUCCCUGGAGGUCCAGGACCACGACGUCAGGCUGGUGCUGGAGGUCGCGCAGCACGUGGGCGACCACACCGUGCGCACCAUCGCAAUGGAGACCACCGACGGGCUGGUGCGUGGGCAGCGCGUGGUGGCCACGGGCCAGCCCAUCAGCGUGCCCGUGGGCCGUGGCACGCUGGGCCGCAUCCUGAACGUCAUCGGCGAGCCCGUGGACGAGCAGGGGCCCAUCGACUCCAACGUCCUCUGGCCCAUCCACCGCGAGGCCCCUGAGUUCGUGGAGCAGGCCACGGAGCAGCAGAUGCUCACCACCGGCAUCAAGGUGGUGGACCUGCUGGCCCCCUACCAGAAGGGAGGCAAGAUCGGCCUUUUCGGCGGUGCCGGCGUGGGCAAGACCGUGCUCAUCAUGGAGCUGAUCAACAACGUCGCCAAGGCCCACGGUGGUUUCUCCGUGUUUGCGGGCGUGGGCGAGCGCACCCGCGAGGGCAACGACCUGUACCACGAGAUGAUCCAGUCCGGCGUCAUCAAGACCGGCGCCGCCCAGGCCGAGUCCAAGUACUUCCGCGAUGAGGAGGGCCAGGACGUGCUGCUGUUCGUGGACAACAUCUUCCGCUUCACUCAGGCCAACUCGGAGGUGUCUGCCCUGCUGGGCCGCAUCCCCUCCGCCGUGGGGUACCAGCCCACGCUGGCCACCGACCUGGGCCAGCUGCAGGAGCGCAUCACCACCACCACCAAGGGCUCCAUCACCUCCGUCCAGGCGAUCUAUGUGCCCGCCGACGACCUGACCGACCCCGCCCCGGCCACCACCUUUGCACACCUGGACGCGACCACAGUGCUGUCGCGCUCCAUCGCGGAGCUGGGCAUCUACCCCGCGGUGGACCCGCUGGACUCGACCUCGCGCAUGCUCAACCCGCGCGUGCUGGGCGACGAGCACUACGCCGUGGCGCGCGGCGUGCAGAAGGUGCUGCAGGACUACAAGAACCUGCAGGACAUCAUCGCCAUCCUGGGCAUGGACGAGCUGUCGGAGGAGGACAAGAUGGUGGUGGCCCGCGCGCGCAAGAUCCAGCGCUUCCUGUCCCAGCCCUUUGCCGUGGCCGAGGUGUUCACGGGGACGCCGGGCAAGUACGUGGACCUGAAGGACACCAUCUCCGGCUUCCAGGGCGUGCUGGACGGCAAGCACGACGACCUGCCGGAGAUGGCCUUCUACAUGGUGGGCGACAUCAGCGAGGUGCGGGACAAGGCGGACCGCAUGGCCGCCGAGAUCGCGGGCAAGGCGGGCGCUGCGUGGACCAGCACUACCACCGCGAUGGCGCUCCCCUUCGGGAUGCAACCGCAAAUCAUCCUGCUCAAGGAGGGCACGGACACGAGUCAGGGCAAGGCGCAGCUGAUCAGCAAUAUCGGGGCGUGCGUAGCGGUGGCGGACGUGGUGCGCACCACCUUGGGUCCCCGGGGCAUGGACAAGCUCAUGCACACCGAGCGGGGCGGAGUGACCAUCGCCAACGACGGCGCCACCAUCAUGAAGACCCUGGACAUAGUGCACCCGGCUGCAAAGACCCUGGUGGACAUCUCGCUGUCCCAGGACGCGGAGGUGGGCGACGGCACCACCACCGUGGUGCUCCUGGCCGCCGAGUUCCUGCGCGAGGCGCGCUCCUUCGUGGAGGAGGGCGUGCACCCGCGCCUCAUCAUGCGCGCCUACCGACAGGCCGCUGAGCUGGCGGUGGCGCGCGUGCGGGAGCUGGCCACCGACAUCGCGGCGGGGCGGGGGGAGCAGGAGCGGAACGAGCUGCUGGAGAAGUGCGCGCAGACGAGCCUGAACAGCAAGCUGGUCAGCGGCGAGCGCGACUUCUUCGCGCGCAUGGUGGUCGACGCGGUGGGCAGCCUGGACCCCGCCCUCCUGGACCUGCGCAUGCUGGGCAUCAAGAAAGUGCAGGGUGGUGCGCUGAAGGACUCCUUCUUGGUGGAUGGGGUGGCCUUCAAGAAGACCUUUUCCUACGCCGGGUUUGAGAUGCAGCCUAAGAGCUACCAUGACCCCAAAAUCCUGCUGCUUAACAUCGAGCUGGAGCUGAAGUCGGAGAAGGAGAAUGCUGAGGUGCGGCUGGACGACCCCACCCAGUACCAGUCCAUUGUGGACGCGGAGUGGAACAUCAUCUACGACAAGCUGGACAAGUGCGCACAAAGCGGGGCCAAGAUCGUGCUGUCCCGCCUUGCCGUGGGCGACCUGGCCACACAGUACUUUGCGGACCGCGACAUCUUCUGCGCCGGGCGGGUGCCCGAGGAGGACCUGCAGCGGGUGGCUGAAGCGACGGGCGCUGCCGUGCAGACCACGGUGAACUCGCUGGAUGCCGAGCGCGCGCUGGGCACCUGCGCCCGUUUCGAGGAGCGCCAGAUCGGCGCCGAGCGAUACAACAUCUUCAAGGGCUGCCCCCGCGCCCAGACUGCCACCAUCAUGCUGCGUGGCGGGUCGGACCAGUUCCUGGACGAGGCGGAUCGCUCCCUGCACGACGCCAUCAUGAUCGUGCGGCGGACGCUGAAGAGCCCCCUCAUUGUCCCCGGCGGGGGCGCCAUCGACAUGGAGGUCUCCAAGCACCUCAGGGACCACGCCCGCGCCAUCCCCGGCAAGGCGCAGCUGUUCAUCAACGCCUUUGCGCGCGCACUGGAGGUCAUCCCGCGCCAGCUGGCGGACAAUUCCGGCUUCGACGCCACCGACGUGCUGAACAAACUGCGCCAGAAGCACGCGGCCAAGGACGGCGCCGGCGCGCGCAUCGGGCUGGACGUGAACACGGGGGGCGUGACCGACACGCACGCCGCCUUUGUCUGGGAGCCAGCGCUGGUCAAGAUCAACGCCAUCGCGUCGGCGGCAGAGGCCGCCUGCCUCGUGCUGUCGGUGGACGAGACCAUCCGGAACCCAAGGGAGGGGGGCAACGAUGGGCACCGCACUGGCUGUAGCGGACGCACUGAUGUGGAGGCUAGCGUCCCAGAGGGCACCCCGGUCGUGCCCACCCUGGACCUACCCUCGCGCCCCCGCCGCAACCGGCGCUCGCCCAGCAUCCGCCGCGCCUUCUCAGAGACCGUCCUGCGUCCCGACAACCUCAUCCUCCCCGUCUUCAUCCAUGACGGCGAGGCCAACAUCCCCAUCGACUCCAUGCCUGGCGUCUCCCGCCUGGGCUGGAAGUCGGGCCUGCUGGAGGAGGUCACCCGGGCCCGCUCCUACGGCGUCAACUCCGUGGUCUUGUUUCCCAAGACCCCCGACCAUCUGAAGACGCGGACCGGGGAAGAGAGCUUCAACCCGGACGGCCUCGUCCAGCGCAGCAUCCGCCUGCUCAAGGACAAGUUCCCCAACCUGGAGGUGUUCACCGACGUGGCGCUGGACCCCUACAACUCAGACGGCCACGACGGCAUCGUGCGCGAUGACGGCGUCAUCCUGAACGACGAGACCGUAGAGUUCCUGUGCCGCCAGGCUGUCAGCCAGGCCGCGGCGGGCGCGGACUGCGUGUCGCCCUCCGACAUGAUGGACGGGCGCGUAGGAGCCAUCCGCGCGGCACUGGACCGCGAGGGGUACUCCCACGUCUCCAUCAUGGCCUACACCGCCAAGUACGCGUCGGCCUUCUACGGCCCCUUCCGCGACGCUCUGGCCUCGGCCCCUGCGGCGGCGGCGCCGGGGUCGCGCCGCGUCAUCCCCGCCGACAAGCGCACCUACCAGCAGGAUCCGGCCAAUUACCGUGAGGCGCUGCGCGAGGCGAGGGCCGACGAGGCUGAGGGCGCCGACAUCAUGAUGGUCAAGCCUGGGAUGCCCUACCUGGACGUCAUCCGCUUGCUGCGCGACAACUCCCCGCUGCCCAUCGCCGCCUACCACGUGUCGGGGGAGUAUGCGAUGCUGGCCGCCGCCGCACGCAACGGCUGGCUGGACGAGCGCGAGGCGGUGCUGGAGGCGCUGACCUGCCUCAAGCGCGCGGGCGCGGACCUCAUCUUGACCUACUACGCGCGCCAGGCCGCGCAGUGGAUGGCGGGGGAGUGA
Auxenochlorella protothecoides is the source of this 4224-nucleotide messenger RNA. Its product is annotated as ATP synthase subunit beta, mitochondrial. Lineage: Eukaryota; Viridiplantae; Chlorophyta; Trebouxiophyceae; Chlorellales; Chlorellaceae. The record is from RefSeq and is a predicted model, not a curated record. Gene Ontology annotation, biological process: proton motive force-driven mitochondrial ATP synthesis; tetrapyrrole biosynthetic process; proton transmembrane transport. Bases 1 to 4224 code for a protein of 1407 amino acids. The transcript is spliced from 17 exons. Gene Ontology annotation, molecular function: ATP hydrolysis activity; proton-transporting ATP synthase activity, rotational mechanism; ATP binding.